AUGCCUGGAGUCAACUCGAUCCGCCUCUUGACGGGCAACAGCCACCCUGAGCUGGCCCAGCUCGUGGCCGACAGGCUCGGCAUCCCGCUCACGCCGUGCAUCUGCAAAAAGUUCGCCGACCAGUCCAUCGACGUGCGCAUCGGCAGCUCGGUCCGCGACGAGGACGUCUACGUCCUCCAGACGGGCAACUCGCCCUACACCGAUCCCAACGACUCGCUCAUGGAGCUCCUCAUCCUCCUCUCGGCCUGCAAGACCGCCUCGGCCCGGAGGAUCACCGCCGUCAUCCCCUCGUUCCCCUACUCGCGCCACGACAAGAAGGACAAGAGCCGCGCCCCCAUCACUGCAAAGCUCGUCGCAAACAUGCUCACCGUCGCCGGUGCAGACCACGUCAUCACCAUGGACCUCCAUGCAAGCCAGAUUCAGGGCUUCUUUGACAUCCCCGUCGACAACCUCACCUCGGAACCCAGCGUCGCCCGCUGGAUCCGCUCCAAGGUCGAAAACUGGCGCGACGCCAUCAUCGUCAGCCCCGACGCCGGCGGCGCAAAGAGGGCCACGUCGCUCGCCGAUGCGCUCGGCGUCGACUUUGCGCUCAUCAACCGCAAUCGCAAGCGUGAGCAGAACAAGCGCAUCCGCGCCGCGCAGAAGAAGGAGAUGGGCCUCUCGAGCAAGUCGUCGUUCGACGACCUCCGCUCCGGCCUCAGCACGCCCAUGUCGAGCUCGGUGCUGCUCGAUGGCACGGGACUCAACGCCGGUGUCGGCGCCACCUCGCAGCCCGUCGGCAGCAGCAGCGUGUCGGCGCGUUUGACCGCGCUCAAGAACUCGGAGAGGGCCAACGCUGCCGACGUCAGCUCGGCCACCGACCAGCUCAGCCACCUCAGCGUCGAGGGCCAGGCGGCGGCGGCAGCAGCUGCCGCGGGGUCCAAGCACGUCUACAGCGACAUUGCCAACGGCGUCAAGUGCGCCGAGACUGGAGAGUGGAUCAUGACCGACGGUGAGGGUCACCGGGUGCGCAGCGGCGGCGCGCGCGACCGCAACGAGAGCGGGACCGAGGCCGACGACUCGGACGACGAGACGUCGACACGGAUGGAGAUCCUCGUCGGAGACGUCAAGGGCAAGGUGGCGAUCCUGGUCGACGACAUGGUGGACACGGGCCGGACGCUGGCGCUGGCGGCCAAGACGCUCGAGGACGCGGGCGCGGCCAAGGUGUACGCCAUCAUCACCCACGGCCUGCUGAGCGGCCAGUCGGUCGAGCUGCUCAAGAAGCUCAGCCUGGAGAAGCUCGUCGUCACCAACACGAUCGCCAACGCCGAAAACGCCGCCCAGAGCGGCGGCAAGCUCGAGAUCAUGGACGUGUCGGCCGUCAUUGGCGAGACGAUCCGCCGCUCGCACCACGGCGAGUCGAUCUCGCAGCUCUUCAGGCAGGACGCCGAGAUGAUGUUCUAG
This is a messenger RNA of Pseudozyma flocculosa PF-1, 1443 nucleotides long. RefSeq lists its product as uncharacterized. Gene Ontology annotation, biological process: purine nucleotide biosynthetic process; 5-phosphoribose 1-diphosphate biosynthetic process; ribonucleoside monophosphate biosynthetic process. Gene Ontology annotation, molecular function: magnesium ion binding; ribose phosphate diphosphokinase activity. Bases 1 to 1443 code for a protein of 480 amino acids. NCBI's taxonomy places the organism in Eukaryota, Fungi, Basidiomycota, Ustilaginomycetes, Ustilaginales, Ustilaginaceae. The record is from RefSeq and is a predicted model, not a curated record. The transcript has 3 exons. Gene Ontology annotation, cellular component: ribose phosphate diphosphokinase complex; cytoplasm.